This is a messenger RNA of Bursaphelenchus xylophilus (pine wood nematode), 578 nucleotides long. Lineage: Eukaryota; Metazoa; Nematoda; Chromadorea; Rhabditida; Aphelenchoididae. The record is from the annotation of a GenBank genome assembly.
AUGUUGGACGUGAACUCGAGGAAGGCGGAUAUACCCUAUGGAAUUAACAAAAUUAAUAACAACAAUGAAAGGAAGGGUUCACCGAUUGAUUCGCUCGCCAAGAGCUUUGUGGAAAUGCUGAUGCCGACCACAACGGUCAAACCGAGUUUGGACUUGUUUGGAAUGUUGAAUGUGAGGUUGUUUUGCGUUUUUUCGUUUUUGCUUUUAGAUAGACGGUUUUAAACUGAUUGGUUUAGCCUGAAUCCCGGGGAAUGGACUCGUUGCUUCCACAAGCACCCGUGAUCCCACUGAAUCCGAAUGCGCGUCAAUUUGACUUUGGGACUGAUCGACUGGUCCUUCGUGAGGGUGCUGGCGCCGAGCCCGAGCAAGAUCUCCUCACCAAGACGUUGGGUGGGCCGUGGCAGGAAAGAGGCGUCAAGUGGGCCGAGAAUGGGAACAUCUUGCUUGUGAAUCGGAGUGGAAACCGGUUUUUGGGAUCAGAAUUGGCGGUCAGAGACCGGACAGUGGAGAUCCCCUUCAAUCAGUGGUUGAAUUUGGCUUCCAAUUUGAUGGACAUGGCCGAAGACCGAAGGAUCUGA